Molecule: messenger RNA, 568 nt
Organism: Zophobas morio
Lineage: Eukaryota; Metazoa; Arthropoda; Insecta; Coleoptera; Tenebrionidae
Product: 14 kDa phosphohistidine phosphatase-like
Exons: 6
Coding region: 94-558 (154 amino acids)
Biological process (GO): peptidyl-histidine dephosphorylation
Cellular component (GO): cytosol
Molecular function (GO): protein histidine phosphatase activity
Source: RefSeq, a predicted model, not a curated record
CUUUAAUAGUAGGGGCAUCGCUCAUUUAUCUUAUAUUCGAGUCUUGGACUUACGAGUGUUAUAAUUUUUGUGCAAAAUAACAUUUUAAAAACGAUGGCUAGUUCUACUGGCUAUACCACUUCAUCUGAAGACAGAUCGCGAGUAGAGGCCUUGAAUAAGGCCAGUCGCAUUGUAGACUCCACUAAAAACGAUCCCCAAACGAUUUCCUCUAUUUUACGCCAGCUGAAAUCUGUAGAAAUCGAAUCUGGGACUCAGAAAUAUGUUUUAAUCCAAGCAAUCGAUCCUUCUUCCGAUGCUGAAGUCUAUUUUGUUAGAGGUAAUUCAAGUGCCCGCUAUCACGUGGAAGCUGCUCAGGCGCUUGUGGACUUUUUUUUGGAAAAGGGCAUUAACCACAAAGUGACGGGAGGCGGUAGAAUCUCCUAUAAUGCCAGUGAGAAAGUUAUCAAAAUUUACGGAUAUUCUUAUUCAUUCGGACGGGCUGACCAUAGCAUCACUUCUGAAUUGUGCAAUAAAGCUUUUCCUCAACACAUAAUUUCUUGGAGUAAUGAAGGGUACUAAGUAAAAUUUU